Molecule: messenger RNA, 1157 nt
Organism: Aplysia californica (California sea hare)
Lineage: Eukaryota; Metazoa; Mollusca; Gastropoda; Aplysiida; Aplysiidae
Product: FMRF-amide neuropeptides
Biological process (GO): neuropeptide signaling pathway
Source: RefSeq, marked provisional
CGAGCUAUUGCUUUAAUUGAAUCAGAGGAGCCGUUGUAUAGGAAGAGGAGGUCUGCAGACGCGGACAGCCAAUCAGAAAAGGUUUUACACCGAGCGCGAAGAGAGGCGGAGAGUGAACACAAGUCAUUGGAGGAAGUUUCGCCUGAUACGAAGCAGGAUGUUGAAAAGCGAGACGCUGAUGAUGUCUUGGAUGCCGAGAAAAGAUUUAUGCGGUUUGGGAAACGGUUCAUGCGGUUCGGGAAACGCGAAGACGGGGAACCGGAUAAGCGGUUUAUGCGAUUCGGGAAGAGUAUGGCAGAUAACGAUCUGGACAAACGGUUUAUGAGAUUUGGCAAAAGGUUCAUGCGGUUUGGGAAAAGUCUUCCGGAUAGUGAGGUAGAUAAACGGUUUAUGAGGUUUGGGAAAAGUGUAGAUGGUGAUGUAGAUAAAAGAUUUAUGAGAUUUGGGAAAAGUGUAGAUGAUGCUGUAGAUAAGAGAUUCAUGAGGUUUGGGAAAAGUGUAGACAGUGAUUUAGACAAAAGGUUUAUGCGAUUUGGGAAAAGCGUUGGGAGCGAUGAAGUUGACAAAAGAUUUAUGAGGUUUGGGAAAAGUGUAGGAAGCGACGAAGUGGAUAAAAGGUUUAUGAGGUUUGGGAAAAGCCUUGGAACUGAUGAUGUGGACAAACGGUUCAUGAGAUUUGGCAAAAGUCUUGGAACCGAUGAUGUGGACAAACGGUUCAUGCGAUUUGGGAAAAGUCUUGGAACUGAAGAUGUAGACAAAAGGUUCAUGAGAUUUGGCAAAAGCCUUGGAACUGAUGAUGUGGACAAACGGUUCAUGAGAUUUGGCAAAAGUCUUGGAACCGAUGAUGUGGACAAACGGUUCAUGAGAUUUGGGAAAAGUCUUGGAACUGAAGAUGUAGACAAAAGGUUCAUGAGAUUUGGCAAAAGCCUUGGAACUGAUGAUGUGGACAAACGGUUCAUGAGAUUUGGCAAAAGUCUUGGAACUGAAGAUGUAGACAAACGGUUCAUGAGAUUUGGGAAACGGUUUAUGAGAUUUGGUCGAAGUGUUGGGGAUUCCAAAUAUCGGAGCGCAAGCAGCGAAAACGUCAUGACAACAGACUCAAAACAAACGACAGAACAAGCGACAAAUAAGUCCUAAAAUACAACAGUGAUAUUUGU